Acanthoscelides obtectus is the source of this 5492-nucleotide messenger RNA. NCBI's taxonomy places the organism in Eukaryota, Metazoa, Arthropoda, Insecta, Coleoptera, Chrysomelidae. The record is from the annotation of a GenBank genome assembly.
AUGAACGCCAGUGUUGAAUCACCAGUAACUGUCUUCCGAGUUCUUCAUGUACCAUCAGGUUCAGUUAACCGCGAAGAGCCAGUCAAAGAAGACCUGCGUAAAGUAGUGAUCUUAGGACAAGCAAAUGGGGCAGCACUUAUAAGCAGUUCAAAUGACAAGCAAUUAGAAAACUUGAAGGGUAGUAAUAAGACAAACCAGACAAGCAUUAAUGAUGAUUACUAUGAUUAUGAUAGUGUCAGCCAAGAAAUGAAAGAAUCUAAGAAACAGACGCAAGCAGGAACUUCGGAAGAAAUUCCUGCACCAGAGCCUCUAGUCUUGCCUGGCUACAAUCUUCCUGAAAACAUUUUCAAUAAAGGAAAACCAUUUUAUAUUGAAAAGGACCCGGAAACGGGUAAAAUCGACUUCAGCAAAAAGUCCAGCGAAAGCACUAGUAAAUUUUACGAUGAUCAUGACUAUUAUGAUGACGAGGUUAUGGAAGCUAGUGAAUCAGUGAAACACAUUGCUAAGAUAGACGGGUCCGCCUUAGAGGACAACAAAGGAACUGCAAAUAAUAACAUCUAUGAUAAAAACAACAUAGAUAGGAAAGACGGGUAUAUAGAUAAUAGCUACAGUUCACACAAACAUAGCAACGAUAUUAAUCAACUGACCACGAAUUUCCAUGAUUUUUUGAAUUUACCUGUUAAGUACAAUCCUCAAAAAUAUGUUUAUCCAUUAAUAUCAAGCUCAUAUGCCAGUACAAAGAUACAAGGGAGCGUGAACAAGCUACACAAUCACAAGGAUUUUGAUAGAUAUAAUGAUAAGAAUUACUCUUAUAACUCAGGCACAAAAGGUACAGACAAAUUCGUCCAAACUACCAGUGUUGGAAGCAACAAUAUUGGAAGUGACUAUUUCAACAAUAAUGCUAACAAGGAUGUCUACAAUGGUAACACUAACAAAGUAGUAACCACAAGCUCUACAACAACGAAAUAUGAGAAAGACUACGCAGACUACGAGAACGAAGGCAUGGACUAUUCUUACAAUAGUCAAGGCAUGGAUAAAGGAAAUGAACUAGAGAAGGGGGAAAAUAAGAAGAAAGGUAUGGGCAACCACCCAGACUUUGGAGAUGAUUUCGAUUACUACGACGACUAUACGACAAAUCAGGCUAGCAAAGCUUCUUCUACUACCCAGAAAACAAAUAUCAAUGAUUUGUAUCUCACAACGAAGUCGCCCAAGACUGAAGCAACGACUACAAUGAAAACAACCAUGAAGCUCAAUGUAUUUUCAAUUACAACCACAAAAAGGCCACUCAGUCUAUUUGAACAGCUAUUUGGGGACUAUGAUGAGACAGUGGCACCUGUAACUAGCAGUUCUACUAGCAGCACUCCUGUGUCUACUACAAUCAGCACCACCACUACAACCAAAAUGCCUUCUACUUCUACAAGCACCAAAAUAUCCUAUUCGGAAAGCUCAGAUAGUCAGAAAAAUGGACACGCGAAUCCAAGUUCACCAAUUGACCAGAACUAUGAUUAUAUGGAUGAAUAUAAUGACAAGUACGAACACGAAGACAACUUGGCUGUUCCCAGUGAUAACGUUAUUAAGAAGCAGGAACAUGAAGAAGAUGAUUUGAAAAUUGAGCCUUUGGAUGGGAAUAAUCAAGUCAAUACUCAUAACACAAAAUAUCACGUUGAUUUAGGACAUUCUGAAGAUCACCGAGAGGAAAAUAGCCCAAAAUAUGAUGACGCCAAUCAAAAACAUGACGGAAUCAAAGACAAAGUUGAUGAUACAAGAAAAAUUGUUACAUCUAUGCCUAUAGAUACAAAAGACGAUGAUGAUACAUACAAUGGCAACAGACACCAGUACACAGAAUCUCCAAAGGUUGAGAUAACCUCAACAGUAGUGUCGAUUUCUACACCAUCAACUGUUCCUACAGUUAAAGUCACUUCAAUGCCUUUGGGAGAUAAUCAUGUUACUUCAGGCUCAUCUAAUCCUGGUAUGCAUAUUAACAAAGAUCCUAUCAUAGUUGCAACGCAGAACUUGAAGGAAAAACUCAAUGGAGAGAAAGUCAUGCCCAAGCCGUUCGAUAAAGGUCAUCUUCCACCAAGUGUGAGUAACAUUCACAUUCCACCAAACCAAGAUAGCGUUUCUUUUGUGAUGGGUAAUCAUCAGAAAGUUGGCGACGGUUCGCAGCAUCUGCAAGGAGAAACGUCAAGUUCCAAUGCGGGUGGACAGUACGUAGGGACCAGUUUGAAAGAGAGCCCCUAUGACAGCAACCCAUUUAAGCCAUAUUUUAGCAGCGGUGGACAUCAAAAUGGACAGUACAUGCCUCAAAAAACCAAGUUAACGUUUGCCCCAACUGCUGUGGAAAAUGAUUUUAACCAUCAGCAUCAGCAUGGUUUUAGUGCUAUCACAAUUCAGCCUUUGAGAAACUCUGAGGCAUCGCUAGCUAUUGGAGUUCCGAUAAAUAGUAUGAAGCAGAAACCAGUUGAAAAUAGUACACCACUCAAUCAGAGCCUAUACAAUAAGACAGAGACCGACAGCUAUUCGAAAGUACCAAAUGAAAGUUCAAGCAGUAUGAGUCAGUAUGGAGAACCGAAUGGUCCAAAACCUGUUGAAAAGACACCAAAUACUGACCAACACAGCAGUUUGAAUGGCUUGAAUAGCUAUCUCACACCAUCAAGUGCAUCGGAAGUACCUUUAGGUUCAAAUACUUUUAAAAACACGCAGACUGGCGGAUUUGACAGUUACCAGAAGCCGCCCAGCAUUAAUUCUGAAGGAAUGGGGCCACUUGAAGCACUGAGACCUCCUCCGGGAAGUCUUCCGCCAUCUCCAUAUGGGAGUACUAGGCCCCAUUCUCCUGGCCUUGGAGCAUACCACACCAACCGGGUUGGCCCAGUGGACCAAAAACUGCAUACCCUUGACAACAGAGAGGUCCUCAAGUUAAAUAGCAGGCCCAUGUACCAUCAGCUUGCAAACGAUCUGAUGAGCAGUCCAGCAGAUGGAGAAGACAUUCUUCGUCCACCACCACGACCCGAUUUGAGGCCAGUUGGUAGGCCACCCUACGACCCAAGACCAGGUCAUUUCCAUACUGGAAAAAUCGAAUAUAACAGACCACCUAGACCACAACUGGAUAUGAGCUAUAAGAGAAUAGACAAUUUGCCGAAUAUUUUGCCACAGUUUAGACCGAACGCACUUGGAGGUAAACCCGCGAAUAACCUUGGACCAAAUCUCCCAUUAGGUCAUGGAAAAUAUCCCAUCAGUAAUCCAAACUCAAGGAUUGGAGUCUCAGGGACUUACCCAGCCCUGGAUAGACCAUCCGGACCAGGUUUGCUCUACUAUGAGAAGAAACCAUUUAUAAGACAGCCACUCUUGGAGAGACCUGCUAGCAAUAGACCUAUAGGCUUCUAUGAAAAGAUGCAUCCUCAUCCGGGACACAGAAAUCAGGGUAAGGGUUCGUAUCCUAUAAGAAAAAAUAUUGUCUAUACAAGCAACAUAAAUAACAACAAAGAUAACGCACAUCAGCCUGAUGCAGAGGAAAGAAUCUUAAAUAAAAAUGUAGAUGACAAAAGUAUAGGUGUAACCAUAGAGCCUCAGAUUGGAAUCGCUCCUACACCUCCACAGCCUAAGAUUGUGGGGAGCAGGCAUUCCGACGAUGAAACAGAAAUAGAAACACUGCAGAUGAUUCAGGCAAAGAAGUCGGAGAAGACUAAGCACAAUCAAGAUAACAACACAGAAGACAAUAAAAAGAAUGACAAGCAACUUGUGAAAAUAGACAGCGAUGGACAGGUUGUUACCAUUUCUGCAAAAGAAGUGGACGAAAAUAGCAAUUUAAACGACUACAACAAUGAGGAAGAUAAACAAAAGGAUAAGACGAUCUAUAAAGUAUACCCUAUCAACUCAGGACCUGUUAUGAUGGAUGGUUUAGGUAUCCACAACAAGCAAACACCAGUUGUUGUUGGAUCUCUCUCUGAAAUACCUCUACCACCUUCAAAAAUAUCUGCCGACCAAGACAGUUUGGGGGGAAAUCCCAGUUUAUUAUUCGAUAUCAAGAACAGGAAUGACGAUCCAAUUUUACAACCACAGAUGAAACCAGCUAGUUAUGGAGUUAAAAACGAUUUUCCCUACAGGUUAGAAAGGCCUGAUAUGUCGUUGAGUCAGCACGACAGUAUUUCUGUGCCGAAUCAGUCCAACAAUGACUUAGAGGAAGGAUACACGGGAAACGGAGGUUAUACCAUACUGCCUUCAAAUCAAAUAUCAGCAACACUCAAAACUUACACUGAGAGACCAAUUGCAAUAGCAUACACUCCUACAGAAUCCCCCGGUUCCCACCAGCAGGGUGUGCAACACUUUGUCAAUGAGUAUAUGCCAGUCGACCACCAUGAUAAAUCUCCACAAAAUGAAAAGGAGAAAAACGAGUUCACUGUGACAGCUGUCAUUCAUACUCAUCCACAAUACAAUCAAGGAGUUAAACCAGGUCAGCAGUAUCCGUACAUCAACCAUAGACCUCCAACCCAUGGUCAAGUAGCCGACAUGAUCAACCAUCGAAUUGAUUCGGACGUAGAUCCAGAUAUACCAAAACUAGGCUUCGAAGCGCCAUUCGUAGCGAGUAGCAACAUAGAAAACACUCAUAAUAACGGAUGGACUGUUAUCAGUAAGGAACCUCAGAAGAAUACGACGAAUGGAGAGAGCAAAGAUUCCUCCUCAGUGACAACAAUGUCUUACGCCUCCAGCAGCGAGUUUGACAUAGAAAAUUUCAAACCACAGCUGGAAGGUGGCUUCAAACCAAUAUACAGCCUGACGAAAGAAGAUGGGGAAAGUAGAGAAAGCAUAAAUGAAAGAAGCGAAUGAAAGGGAUGCGGUUGACGUAUAUUUGUCUUUCCGUAAUAGGACAUGUAUAAAAAUCUCUCAAAUAUUUAGGCAUUUGCAGUUUGCGCAGGUGUGGAGAAAGGAAUGCAUUUUGUCGACGGAUUAAAUGAUCGGCGAGUAAAGAAUUCAAGCUCAGUGCAUUUUUCGGACCAGAAUUUAUAGCUUCACUUCUCUUCAACCUAUGACAACAAACAUUUUUAAAUAUCUACUUACGUUUCGUGCUGUUUGUUAUCACUUUAUCAGCGGCUGCGGUAACGGUGAUGUGAUGUCAAUUUGAUCAUCAAGCUUUAUAGCUCCGUAGCUAUUUUAGACUCAAUAUCAGUGUUUUGCAAAUUAAAAAACAAUAAAUUUAUCUGUAAAUUCAGUGUACAAAUAGACUAACAGAAAUUUUCAAUACAAAAUGGGUUGGGUAGAGAAGGGAACAUUUUUUUAAAUACAAUUUAGAUGCAUUAUAUUUGUGAAUGAUAGGCAAUCUAAAUUGUGUUUAACUUGCAUAUUCAGCACUUUAAUGAAUGAACGUUUAAAAUAAAUGGGAGAAAUGGACAAUUCUUGUUAAAUUUGUCCAUUUUUCAGGGUAUUGUGAAAUGUGGUGGGUGUAUUUUGUAAAAUGAAUAUUUUUUGUUGUGGAUACGUAGUGUAGAACAUAAUAG